This is a messenger RNA of Mercurialis annua (annual mercury), 801 nucleotides long. Its product is annotated as E3 ubiquitin-protein ligase SGR9, amyloplastic. Bases 1 to 801 code for a protein of 266 amino acids. The transcript has a single exon. Gene Ontology annotation, molecular function: ubiquitin protein ligase activity. NCBI's taxonomy places the organism in Eukaryota, Viridiplantae, Streptophyta, Magnoliopsida, Malpighiales, Euphorbiaceae. The record is from RefSeq and is a predicted model, not a curated record. Gene Ontology annotation, cellular component: cytoplasm. Gene Ontology annotation, biological process: protein ubiquitination.
AUGGCAGAAGAGACAGUGAUCAUGUCUGCACUCUCCACCCUCACUCCUUCCCAACUUUCUGAUCUAACCCACUCCAUUCUUUCGCAAACUCUCCACCAUCACCACUGCCUCUCCUCCCUUCUCUCUCGUCCCGCCUCCUUCUCCCUCGCCCUCCACCACCUCCACACUCUUUCCCUUUCUAAUAAAACCCUUCUCAUUGCCAAGCAUCUCCUCUCGUCUCUCCACCAUCUCACCCGCCACUUCCACUCACACGCCCCCACCUCCAUCGCCAUCACACACCGUGAUCUCGAUGCAGCAUUGCUUCUCCUUCUCCUUUGCGACGUCCAUCAACAAAACCCCGAGAUUCUUAAAGCCCCGCACGACGAAUGGCGCCAUAUUUUGAGCAAACGUUGCUCUCAUACCAUUUUAAUGCAGUCCAGUAUUGGAGUGUAUUAUGGUGGCGUGCUUUUACCUUAUGUUGAGAUGAUAAUAAGGUGUCGGAAGUUCGUGACCGCAACAGGGUGUUGCGGAGAGAAGGAGGUGGCGGCUGCACCAUCAGCGGUGGUGUCCCUUCCGACAGUAGAGGUGAAAGUUAGUGAGGAAUGCGCCAUAUGCAAGGAGGAGAUGAAGGAAGGGAGAGAUGUGUGUAAGUUGCCGUGCAACCACUUGUUUCAUUGGAUAUGCAUAUUGCCGUGGCUAAACAAGAGGAACACUUGCCCGUGCUGCCGGUUUCAGCUUCCGACACAAGAUUUGUUGGGAGAGAUCGAAAGGCUGUGGGGUGUUCUGGUCAAGGCUGGGGGUGGUAGUGGAACCCUUACUUGA